Molecule: messenger RNA, 2817 nt
Organism: Linnemannia hyalina
Lineage: Eukaryota; Fungi; Mortierellomycota; Mortierellomycetes; Mortierellales; Mortierellaceae
Source: the annotation of a GenBank genome assembly
AUGCCUAUGCCUAUGCCUAUGCCUAUGCCUAUGCCAUCUCCACCCUCAAACUCUGGGCGUUCUAGUGGUGCUGUAGGAUCAGGGCAUGUAGAGUCUUCUCGUCAUCGUCACCUUUCUCCGCCCCGAGAAUCUAGAAUGGUAGGGCAGUACCCUGCCGAGAUCUCGGUAGCGCCAAAAUCCAAUAACAAGAAACCGAGGGCGUAUCCUACAUCAGCACUAUCGCCUGCCAUGUCACCGACCCUAGCAUCUACAGCAACCCCAUUUGCAUCAGGCGAGUUCUAUCCACCAAUGAAUAAUACUAUCGGACCCAGUCACUCCCCUCCCCAGUACUUUCCUCUCUCGCAGUGGCUUCAGGCUCCCUGGCUUCGCAUGGCCUCUCAGCUGCCCAGCAUUUCCUUCCCAACAAUGUCUAUGCCAGUCCCGAUCCACUAUGUGUUCAAGCCCAAGAAAGUGCAGCUGACGGAUGGAAACCUGGUGCUGGACACUUCUGUUCCUUCGAGCUACCUUUCUGCGGUCGAUCAUCAAUCCGGCAAGGAGUUUGAGACGAUGCGAUACAUGGCGGUGACUUGUGAUGCGGAUAUGGUACCCGAGGGACGCUACAAGUUGAGGACUCACAGUUUGAACCGAUCUAUCGAGAUUGCCAUCUGCCUUACGGUCAACGAGGAAUCGCCACAAGCAUUCUGUCUGACGUUGCAUUCACUGAUAAAGAACAUCAAGCAGAUGUGCGCGCCAGAGUCCAAAUACAAGUCGCACAAGAACCCCAUCUGGUCGGAGGAGGACUCAUGGAAGAAGGUUGUCAUCUGCAUCGUGGCCGACGGUCGACGGAACCUCAACCCUGCCAUCCUCAAGGUCCUCGCCUCCAUGGGAUGCUGGCAGGAAGGUGUCGCCAAGAACCAAGUCAACGGCAAUGCCGUCCAAGCGCAUAUCUUUGAGUACUCAACACAAGUGUCGGUGGAUAGCAAAAUGAAGCUCAAAGGACGGACGCUCAAGAACAGCAAUAAACACCACUUCCCACCAAUCCAGAUCGUCUUUUGCCUCAAGGAGCGACACACAAAGAAGCUCAACUCUCACCGCUGGUUCUUCAACGCUCUUUGUCCACUACUCCAGCCCAAGAUCACCUUGCUCACUACUGCAGGAGCCAAAAUCGGCAGCGGCAGUCUCUUUCAUCUCUGGAACGCAUUUGACAGGAACCCAAACACCGCAGGAGCAUGUGGAGAGAUCCGAGUUGCCAAGGGGUUGCUCUGGUGGAAGGUCCUGAACCCCAUCAUCGCUGCCCAGACCUUUGAAUACAAGGUAUCGAGCGUUCUGGAGAAGCCGUUCGAGAGCAUCUUUGGGUACAUUUCCGUUAUGCCUGGCGCUCUUGUUGCCUACCGCUACGAAACUCUCUUGCCCGAGCCCAUCUCAGGAAAAGGACCACUCACCACCUACUUUGAGCCGGACUAUCUGAUUUUCAGUGACGACCAUCGGGAUGUGGGCGAGGUACUCGAGUACUCGUACUUUGCAGAGGAUCAGAUCCUGCCCUUCCUGGUGGUGACACGACCUCACGCACAAAACACGAUGCAGUAUGUCCGUUCAGCUUGGGCCGAAACUGAGCUCCCUGCAGGAGUUGGCAGCUUUUUGGGCAUGAAACGGAAAUGGCAGAACAGACGGUUUUUUGGUAUAAUCUAUGCGGUUUCGCAUGUUGCAGCGAUCUGGAGGAGUGGACAUAACAUUGCUAGGAAGCUUUGGUUAACGUUGGAGAUCAUCUAUCUAGGAUGCGACACCAUUUUCUGGUUCCUUGCUCUGGGCAACUACUACCUCGUCUUUUACUAUAUGGCGAAGACGCUUGCUGUCGCGCCUCACUUCUCUCUUGGCGGGACAGGAUUCAUGUUGAUGCGCUACAUCUACAUCUGCUUGAUUGUCGUGGUUACGAUGAUUUCUCUGGGCAAUCGGCCUCGCGGGCAAUCGCUCUACCUGUUCAUUCUGAGUUUUGUCUUCUUUGCAUGCAUCCAAGCUUACAUCCUCUUCGCCGCCGGAUACCUGACAUUCCUCCACGCGACCGAGUUCCUCCCCUAUGCCAAAUGGGAAUCCUUCGCGACCGUCGUCGCUGUCUUCAAGGCUGCAGGAUACCAUGUCUUGAUUCUGGCUCUGGUCUGUUGUUAUGCGGUUUAUCUCGUCUCGGCGAUCCUUUAUGGCGAACCGUGGCAUAUGAUUGCCUGCUUUGUUCAGUUCAUGCUGUUGCUGCCGAGCUAUGUGAGCGUUUUGGGCGUCUAUGCUUUCUGUAACAUGCAUGAAGUCAACUGGGGAAUCAAGGAGCCAGAGGACCAUGAAAAGGACCCACUAAUCAGUCGCGACGCCAUCUACCACGCAUCAACGGUCCUAAUGCCCGACGAACGCUCUGUCGCCGCAUCAUACCAAGACGCCCUCGACGACCUCGACCGCAAAAAACGACCCAAGACCUCCACAUCCAUCCUCCCCCUCCACUCCGGCUCCUCUUCCUCCUCCUCCCUCCUCCCUCAACCAAUCACCUCCGAAAAGGCCGCACCCAAAGGAAUAGCAACCCGACCACGCCAGGACGACAUCAAGACAAUGCAAUCAGAUUACUAUACCACCUUCCGGACACGGAUUCUGUUACUCUGGAUUGUUGCCAAUGGUGCCCUAGUGAUCACCGUCUCUGCUGAUCAACUGGCGCCUUAUCUGACGUUGGAUGAUGGGUCAAAUCUGUAUGUGACGAUUGUGGUUUGGAUUAUUACUGUGGGUGCCACGGGGAGGUUUUUGGGCAGUUUGGUGUACCUUCUGGGUUGGAUAUGGCAGUUCUUGCGCCAGUUGGUUUCAUAG